Messenger RNA from Drosophila eugracilis, 3663 nucleotides. It is a transcript of the gene Mco1, whose product is annotated as L-ascorbate oxidase. NCBI's taxonomy places the organism in Eukaryota, Metazoa, Arthropoda, Insecta, Diptera, Drosophilidae. Gene Ontology annotation, biological process: iron ion transport. Gene Ontology annotation, cellular component: plasma membrane. Gene Ontology annotation, molecular function: oxidoreductase activity; copper ion binding. The record is from RefSeq and is a predicted model, not a curated record.
UUCGGCACACCGCUGGCUAUCUUCAAAAGCGCCUUAGUUGCAUUCGCGUCGAGUUAGUUGCGGUUUAAACGGCGAACGGUUCACAUCUAUCUAAAGUUUAUAUAUAAUUAAUAAGCAGAAAAGGAAGAUAUCCCUAAUUUGUAAGGACUUUGCACCUGGUAGCCUCAAGUGAUUGGUUUCCGAAUGUAUUUCAAGCCACAAGUUAAUCUCAAAAGCAAUAAAAUUCGGUCGCGUCGGUUCUAAGCAAAUAGUAUUUUGUGAUAUCACAGUGCCCAGAGUCGUCUGAUAAGUGAAUUAACUCGGGAUAAAAAGCCAACAGAGUGGAGGAAGUUCAUCAUCAUCACAAAGCACCGAACACAAUUCACGCUAUUUGUGGUUUAAAUCAACAACAACUUCCGCAUAACCACAUACAAAAGAUCCAAAAAUAUUCAAUAAAAGAGAAUCAUAGCCAAAAAAAAAAAAUAAAGUGGAAGCCAGUGAGCAACAAUUGGUAUAAAAACCAAAACAAUAACCUCAAAUUGAAUGAGCGUAAGCCAUAAUUAUGACCAAAUGAGCCAGCCCAAAACAACAGAAACAGCAACAGCUAAAACAACAAAACGGCCAAGGACCAACAACAAAAUGAGGGUUGUCAACAGCAGAUUAACAGAGUUAUCUCGGUUAACAGUCGUCUUGGCAAUGCUGCUGCUGCAGUUUGUGAGUCAUGCCAGUGGCUCGCAAACUGUAAACCAAACAGCGGAUGCAAAUACUGUUUGUCUGUACCACGAACACAACACCACUUACCACAAGGAUAUCGGAGCUGUGUGGUUUGCCUCUAACGAUCCUUGCCUGGUAUAUUCCUGUGCUGCAGGUGUGGCCAAGGAUCCACAGGCCCAUAUUGUUGUGAACCAGGUCGACUGCAAUGAGUUCUAUUGUGAAGUGGGUUCAGAGCUGCGUAGUGUCGAAGGCAGCUGUUGUGGGGAGUGUGUUAGGACCCACUGUCAACACAAUCAUACCCUUUAUGCAGUUGGGGAGUCCUGGCACAACGAUGCCGACUGCACCCUUAUCGAAUGCGGACGUUUGGACAAUGGCCAAAUCAUCAUGAACACCUACAAACGGAAUUGUCCCGAAUUGACCGAAGACUGUCCAGCUUCAAGAUUAGAGGAGCGAAACUGCUGUCCCUACUGCAGACCUCUGCAAACAGCAAGGAUUGAGGAACUCCAGGAUAAUGAAGAAGAGAAUACAGAUGACAUUUGGACAGCCGAAUGGUAUCGUAGGCAUCCCUGCAAUCGGGAUUGUCAAGUAGGAGCCGAACCCAUGACCUGUCACUAUACUUUUGUGGUGGAAUGGUAUCAGACCUUCUCGAAGGCCUGCUACGAUUGUCCAAGGAAUCUAACAGAUUGCUACCGGCCACAUUGCGUCAUGGGUGAUGGUCUAGAACGAAGUAUCACUGUGGUGAAUCGCAUGAUGCCUGGGCCAGCGAUUGAAGUCUGCGAGGGUGAUCAGAUUGUGGUGGAUGUGAAGAAUCAUCUGCUGGGCGAAAGCACCUCGAUACACUGGCACGGGCUGCAUCAGAAGAAGACACCCUAUAUGGAUGGUGUUCCACACAUCACCCAGUGUCCAAUCACUCCACAUGCAACCUUUAGAUAUUCUUUCCCAGCUGAUCUCUCCGGCACUCACUUCUGGCACUCGCACACUGGAAUGCAGAGAGGAGAUGGUGUCUUCGGUGCCUUAAUCAUCCGGAAACCAAAGGCAGUGGAACCUCAUGGAGGACUCUACGACUUUGAUCUCAGCGAACAUGUGAUGGUUGUCCAGGAUUGGAUUCAUGAUACGGGUGCAAGCAUAUUUUCCUAUCAUCAUCACUCUCGGGGUGAUAACAAGCCCCAUAACUUGCUUGUGAAUGGAAUUGGAAGAUACUAUAACCGCAUUUGGGCCGAAGCCAAGCAAGCUCAUCGCAGAGCUGAGGAGAGGACCUUAACACAACCAGUGGAACCCCUACCCAAAUCCCAAGUGGACUUUGUUCAAUCUCUGCCAAGACAAGCUCGUCUGGCUAAGACGAACACCACAAAACUCUUUCCCGUCCACUCCCGCCAGAAGAGAGGUAAUCUCAACGAGAUACCUUUGGAGCUAGUUCCUCAUCAGGUGUAUACAGUUAGAAGAGGCUUCCGUUACCGCUUCAGGAUCAUAAAUGCAGAGUAUCUUAACUGUCCGAUUGUGGUUUCGGUAGAUGGUCAUAACGUAACAGCAAUCAAUUCGGAUGGCUUUGAUAUCGAGGCCAUGGAUGUGGGUUCUAUAGUAACGUAUUCCGGCGAACGAUUUGAUUUUGUGCUGAAUGCCAAUCUUGAGGUGGGAAACUAUUGGAUUCGAUUGAAGGGUUUGAUGGACUGCAGCGAGGUCUUUACCUCCGCUUUUCAAGUGGCCAUCCUUCGUUAUGAGGGAGCUCCGGAUGAAGAGCCUACCGCAGAGCUUAGUUAUGGCCAUAAAGCCGAGGGCAUUGAACUGAAUGUGAUGAACCGAGGACCUGGAUAUCCGGAUACCAAAACCGUUGCCGAAAUGAGAGCUCUACCCAUCUAUGAUCAUGUAUCAGGCAUCGAUCAUGAUACCCUUAAACCAGAAGCGGACUACAAGUUCUUUAUUUACUAUGACUUCUAUACCAAGAACAACCCAGACUUCCACGACAAGGAUCUGUAUGCCAUGGACAUGGAGAUGACCCAGCAGAACCGUCUUUACACUCCCCAACUGAAUCACAUUACCCUAAAGUUCCCAUCGCUGGCAUUACUUCCCUCGAGGAGUCAGCUGAAGGAUUCGGACUUUUGUAAUGAAACAAGUUUAAUGGACCAAGGCAUCGACUGUCGCACAGAGUUCUGCAAGUGUCAUCAUGUUCUGCAGGUUCCUUUGGGUGCAGUUGUCGAAAUGAUAAUCGUGGAUGAGGGCUUCCAGUACUAUGCCAAUCAUCCCUUCCAUUUGCAUGGUAAUGCCUUUAGAGUCAUGGGAUUGGAGAGAUUGGGAGAGAAUGUGACCAUUGAAAUGAUCAAACAACUGGAUCAGUUCAAUUUACUCAAACGAAACCUGGACAAUCCACCCGUCAAGGACACAGUUACUAUUCCAGAUGGAGGCUAUACCAUCAUAAGAUUUGAAGCCUCCAAUCCUGGUUUUUGGCUCUUCCAUUGUCACAUCGAGUUCCAUGCCGAGAUUGGAAUGGCUCUGGUCUUCAAAGUAGGUAAUGACGAUCAAAUGGUCCCAGUGCCAGAGAAUUUCCCCACCUGCGGCGAUUAUAAUCCUGAUCUUAAGUCUGGGGGAAGUACUGAAGAUUCGGGAUCUAGCAAACCAUCAACAGUAACUCCCCCAAGUGCUGGAGGCCAUGGAUCUGGAUUAGAACCCACUUUCAUAACUCUGAUGAUAACCUUUAUGCUAGUGAAACUCUAUCAAUAAGAUGAGACCUUCGUAAGAGACCACAACCCAAACUUGCCAAGCGAAAUUCAGAGAUUAUUUAUUGACGACGAAGGAAGAAAAACCUGGAAAUCAAAUUGAUUUUGAUUGAUAUAGAAAAAUAUUUGUAAUCUAGCAUCUGUAUAUAUAUUCCAUAGCUCGCAUCGUUGUAGCCUAAACAUCUGUGAUUGUCUAAGAAAACGUUUAAAUAAGUAACUUCAACUUUUAAUAAAUACAAUUAUUAGUGUUUUUAUAAGA